AUGGCUGAGGACGAAGGUACCAUCAUCAAGUCCCUGACAUCGGUUCAGCUGCCAAUGGAACCUGCAUGUCUUGAGUUCUGCCCCGCCCGCCCAGAGUACCUGAUCAUUGGUUCGUGGCACCUCAUCAAGGAUGACCACCAUGAUGGCAUCCAAGCACGUGAAAAAGACGAAGGUGAUGACCCAGCAGGUUCCAACCAAGGGGCUGCCUGCAACGAGAAACAGAGGCACAUGGGCCGGGUAGACCUUUACCGAAUUCAGGGGGAACAAGUUGACCUGGUCCAGACAGACGAGCACCCGGAAUCCGCAAUCUGGGACGUCCAGUUCCAAAGGCACGACGGCCGCGCAGACGUCUUUGCCGCAGGCUCCAGCGCAGGCACCGUCUCCAUAUACAAGGUGUUGGCGCCCUCGCCCGCAGACGACCCCAACACCGCGCUACGCAAGCUCUCUGUUGUUGGGCCCAUCACUGCAGGCGACGGCGACGAUGGCGAGGUCAUGAUCACAAAGUGCUGCUGGCACCCGACUAUCCCCGACCUGCUCGCCGUAUCCACCCUGGCCGGGGAGGUCCACCUCAUCUGGCUCGACGGCAAAGACGACUGCUUCACUACACUAUCCGUGACUAGGGUGUCUGCGCUGGCGCACACAGAGCCGGCCUGGACCGUGGCCCUCAGCCCCCAGGUCACCACUCUGGAGGGGACCAAUGACCGCGUCUUCACCGUGUACUCUGGGGGCGACGACAUGGCGUUCCGGUACGCCUCGGUGGCGAUGGGCGCUGUAGGAUAUCCCGCCGAGGGUGCUGCCGCGACGCCAAGGACCUUCGACGAUGCGCUGUUCAGCCCAGCCAAGAAAUCGUGGCAUAUGGCCGGCGUCGUCUCCAUCCUCCCGCUGCCCAUCACGCUCCCCUCGGACGGCUCGCAGAUCGUGGUCACGGGUAGCUACGAUGACCACGUCCGCGUCUGCGCCGUCAGGCCGCUCCACGAGACACACGGCUUGGCCACCGCCCGCGUCCUCGCGGAGCUGCACCUCGGCGGCGGCGCUUGGCGGUUGAGGGUGAUGGAGAUGGUUGCAAAUCCCGGCGGGAGUUCUUGGAGGCUAAGGAUCCUCGCGCCCUGCAUGAGUGUGGGCAGCAGAAUGCUCGAGAUCUGCGGCGCGGACGACAGGCAGGAUUGGACCAUCAGGGUCCUGGGCAGUUGGUGCGACGAGGCUGCUGGGGCUAGUAACAUGCUGAACUAUGGUUCUGACGUCCAGCCUCGGCGGGUGGAUGCUGAUGACGAAAGGUUCACAUGUGUAUCAUCAAGUUUUUAUGGCAAGAUGCUAUAUUUGUGGAGGUUUUGA
Molecule: messenger RNA, 1332 nt
Organism: Pyricularia pennisetigena
Lineage: Eukaryota; Fungi; Ascomycota; Sordariomycetes; Magnaporthales; Pyriculariaceae
Exons: 2
Coding region: 1-1332 (443 amino acids)
Molecular function (GO): protein binding
Source: RefSeq, a predicted model, not a curated record